CAACAUAACAAUAUGAAUAAUGAUGAUAUAACCUAAAUUAAAGAAAAUGUUGGAAAUCGAUAAUAAUUUGAAAAAUUCAUUAAAACUAGCAAAUUCGAACGCCCUUAGUGAUGAAAACUUCAAAAAUUUGGUCCAGCACUGCUUUAAUGCCUUAACAAAAAAAUCAGAAAUAAAUAAUAUAAAUUCAUUAUAUGGAUCCAAACCGGAUACAGUUAAAGAGAUUUUUGCAAGUGUUAUGACUUUAAUAGCCCAAUUUGGUCGUCAAAAUUUAGAUCCUUUGGAGGUGGCGCAAUUUUUGAAAAAUGAGUGCCAUUUUAACGCAAAUAGAAUAAAAAUAAUUAGCGAGUUGUAUGAAGAAAACAAGAAUGAUUUGCUUGUAGUUUUAGGCACUAUUGGUUCUCAUUUACCUCAUAUAACGGAUGUUAAUUGGAAAAUUGAUUAUAAAAUUGAGUCCAAAUAUUUGGAGGAAGCUAGUGGACCUAUUUUUCGAAUAUCAUUGAUAACUGAAGUUUUUGAUGAGCAAUUACAAAAACCAGUACAGAAACCAAUUAACUUUACAUGCACUACCCAGGAAUUGCAGGAUUUAGUGUACAAAUUAAAAGAUGCUGUUAAUCAUUGUGAACGCAUUGCGAAAAAAGCAGAUAUUUCUGAGCCAAACGCUGUAUUAAUAAUAAGAAUUUUAGUUGGAAGUAAUUGGUAG
Molecule: messenger RNA, 700 nt
Organism: Agrilus planipennis (emerald ash borer)
Lineage: Eukaryota; Metazoa; Arthropoda; Insecta; Coleoptera; Buprestidae
Product: COMM domain-containing protein 3
Exons: 3
Coding region: 47-700 (217 amino acids)
Biological process (GO): sodium ion transport
Source: RefSeq, a predicted model, not a curated record